ACUACAAGACGCUAUUGUAUACUUAGCCUACCUACUCUACAUCAUCAUGACCGUGCUCUACAUUCUCGUCAUACCUAUCCUCUUCAGGCUCACUGCUGUCGGUGAAAAACGACUGAAGUCUUAGCCAACGCUGAAGGGCGAACAUAGGUUUAUGGUCAAGGUAUUCUUUGUUAAUAGCAUGAUGCUUUGGUUCAUUCUGUGGGCCGUCAAGUUCUCAUUCCUCGUAUUGUAUAAGAAAUUGAUGGAAGGGCUACGCGACGUAUAUAUCAAGUUAUGGUGGGCUGUUGCUGUGGGCUGCCUUCUGUCUCUCGUUGGUGCUGUGACCUCGCAUAUGACAUCAUGCUCCAGUAUGAAAGCAUGGUUCACACCUGGCAAAUGCCAAACACCUCGCGACAUUCUGCUCAGAUUGCGAGUUUGUACUACACGUACGCCGUUGAUGUCUUGACUGAUCUAAUGAGUAUGUACUACUCGUCCUUAGUACCUAAUCAACUCUUCAGCUCGGUAGCAGGCUAACAUACCAUGUCAACAGUCAUGGCCCUUCCCAUCCGCCUGAUUUGGAACCUCAAAAUGCCCCGC
Messenger RNA from Cucurbitaria berberidis CBS 394.84, 576 nucleotides. RefSeq lists its product as uncharacterized. Bases 152 to 445 code for a protein of 97 amino acids. The record is from RefSeq and is a predicted model, not a curated record. The transcript has 3 exons. NCBI's taxonomy places the organism in Eukaryota, Fungi, Ascomycota, Dothideomycetes, Pleosporales, Cucurbitariaceae.